AUGGGAGAUGCCAUAUUGGACUGGGGGCAGCAGCAGCAGCAGCAGCUGAAAGACGUCGCUCGCGCUGCUUUGCUCGGGCUCACGCGAACGAGGAGAGGAGAGGAAGAAAAAAAACAGAGGGGGUCUCGUGGAAGGAGAGGCUACCAAAAAAAAAAAAAAACUUGGACAGGGAUUUCGAGGAAAGCAAAAGAUGCAGUGAAAGAAACUGAAUGCUGCCACAGGUCUAAAAGUUUAAACUCUCACCAGGAAGUGGAAGAGCAGGAUGCAGUCUCGUACCCGGGAUCAGCUAUUGGCUCCCACUGCUGUGAAGUCACUUUAUUCGACCAAUGGGAAAGAAGAAGAGGUGAACACAGAUGCAGAUUCAAUGGGGGAAGAGGCGGAGUUCAACUGGGAGGAGUACAUGGAGGAGACGGGGGCUAACGCUGCCCCGCACACCACCUUCAGACAUGUGGAGAUCAGCCUGCAGAGCAGCUUCCAGCCCGGUAUGAAGCUGGAAGUGGCCAAUAAGAACAGCCCGGACACGUUUUGGGUGGCCACCAUCAUCACCACAUGUGGCCAGCUGCUACUGCUGCGCUUCAGCGGCUACGGCGAAGACCGCAAGGCCGACUUCUGGUGUGAUGUCAUGACAGCCGAGCUGCACCCGGUGGGCUGGUGCGCCCAGAACAACAAGACCCUGAUGCCCCCCGAAGAUAACGUUUACCUAAGAAAAGCCAUCAAGGAGAAAUACAACGACUGGACUGAGUUCCUCGUUCAGGAUCUGACCGGCUCCAGGACGGCACCGGCUAACCUGCUGGAGGGGCCUCUGCGAGGUAAGAACACGGUGGAUCUGAUCAUCGAGGGCUCCGUCUUGGAGCUUGAGGACGUCUCGGAUCCUUUCCUUUACUGGCCCGUCCGAGUCAUCCAGAACGUCGGAGGGCGGCUCCGUCUACGCUACGCCGGCCUCUCCGACCAGGCUCAGGACACCUGGCUGUUCUAUCUGGACGUUAGGCUCCGCCCCCUCGGCUGGGCUCUGGAGAACAACUUCACCUUAGAGCCGCCAACAGAGCUCCGGUCUCUGAAGAGCGCCUCUGACUGGCAGCAGGCUCUGGAGGAAGCUCGGCUCGACGGACAGACGAGUCCGCUGCCGCUCGAGGUGUUCAAGGACCACGUAGACCUGCCCAAGCACUCCUUCAAGACGGGGAUGAAGCUGGAGAUGGUUUCUCCGCGGGAGCUGCUUCAGAUCUGCCCCGUUUCUGUCACCAAGGUCUACAAUGAGAUCUACUUCCAGGUCACACUGGACGACCUCUCUCUUGACGUCAAGCCGAAGUUUUUGGUGUGCCACGCCAACUCUCCAGGCAUCCUGCCCGUCCAGUGGUGCCUGAAAAACGGCGUGGGCCUGGAGCGACCGCGGGGCUACGAGGGCCAGGACUUCGACUGGGCCGACUACUUGAAGCACAGCGGGACUGAGGCGGCUCCUGACGCCUGUUUCCCCGAUACAUGGCAGAACAGAGGCUUUGCCAAGGACAUGUGGCUGGAAGCAGUGAACCCUCACCAGCCAGCAGAGGUGUGUGUGGCCCAGAUCACACAGGUCAGAGGACGCCUGCUGUGGCUACGACUGGAAGGUGUGGCUAAACCCCUGUCAGAGUGUAUCGUGGACGUCGAGUCCAUGGACAUCUUCCCUGUCGGCUGGUGCGAGGCAAACGCUUACCCUCUGACCCCUCCACUCAAACCUGUCUGCCAGAAGCAGAAGAAGAUAGCAGUGGUCCAACCAGAGAAACAGUUGGCUCCCGCCCAGCCGCUCGAGACGACUCCCGUCAACCACUGCCAGCCCGUUGCCAUGGAUCCAGGCACAGCUAAUGGAAGAUACUGCUGCUCCAAGAUUUACGUCAACCAUCGCUGUUUCUCAGGACCCUACCUCAACAAGGGGCGCAUCGCGGAGCUGCCGCAGGCCGUCGGACCUGGAAAAUGCACGCUGGUCCUCAAAGAGCUCCUGAGCAUGCUGAUAAACGCCGCCUACAAGCCUGGACGAGUCCUGAAGGAGCUGCAGGAGCUGGAGGAUCAGAGCUGGGACUGCCAAGAGGAGACCCUCAAAGCCAAAUAUAAAGGGAAAACCUAUCGCUCCACCAUCCGGAUCGUCCGCCUCGCAGACCAGAUCCCUGACUUCUGCCGUAAGGUGUGCGUAAAGCUGCAGUGCUGCCCGAACCUCUUUAGCCCCGUCCUCGUUACCGACAAGUGCCCGGAGAACUGCUCCGUACAGACCAAAACCAAAUACACCUAUUACUAUGGGAAGAAGAGGAAGCUGUCCAAGCCAAUGGGAGGAGAGGAGGCUGCGGAGGGAGAGCUGGCCAAGCCGACGCGCCGCAGGAAGAAGAGGAAAGCUAUCUUUGUGCAGAAGAAAAGGCGCUCGUCAGCUGUGGACUACACUCCUGCUGGCUCACCGCAGGACAGCGACGAGGGAGAGGAGGAUGAAGAGAUGGCGCUGCAGUCGGGCAGUGAAGGCACCAGCUCAGAGCCGCGUGAGGAUCACACCGACGCCUCCUCGGUGGAGGUGACCAGCAGCCGUCCUCGCCGAGCCGCGACGCUCCGCAGAGCCGCCAGCGCAGGCAACGCCACGGGCAGCCAGGAGGCUCCCGAGGGCCGCAGGAGGUCGACUCGCUCGCUGUCCACUUACAACCAGAACAACAACAAGUACCAGCCGCCCAAAGGACAAGACAUGCAGAUGGAGGAAGAGGAGGGUCAGCUGGUUCUGGACAGAAACCCUCUGGAGUGGAGCGUCGAUGAAGUCGUCCAGUUUAUCAACUCUACUGACUGUGCGUCUCUGGCCAACAUCUUCCAGGAGCAGGACAUUGACGGUCAGGCGCUGCUGCUGCUCACUCUGCCCACAGUGCAGGAGUGUAUGGACCUGAAGCUCGGCCCUGCCAUCAAACUGUGCCACCAGAUAGAGCGAGUCAAGGUUGCCUUUUACAGACAGUACGCUAACUGACGGAGGAGCAGCGACGGGAAGUCACCCACUGAACGCCCAGUCAGUCGAAAGAAAUGUUGUGGUCAUGAACGACUGGGAAAUGUUGGAUUAACGGCCUCCUGAUGGAAACUUUUGGACUACUUUCGUGGAAUUUUGGGGAUUUCCAAAUCCAAGGAAGAAGGAAUAUUUCCUUGGAGCGGUUUCAUUUGAGAAGCACAAACUAAGUGACACAGGAUUGAAUAAUGGAGAAUGUUUCCCCCGUGAGGAUUUGAAGGAUUCAUAUCUUGGAUAUAUAUAUAUAAAAAUUAAAAAAAACACCCCGCUGUCGGCUCCGGCAGAACAAAAACACAUCGGAGUCGAUCCAUGUGGCUUUACUGAUCUGUGAAGAUGUUAUUUUUGAGAAGCUGAGGAUUCGUUUCUGAAGACAAUUUUUGUUUUGUUCUUACUUUUCAAUUUCAUUUUGUUUGCGAUAGAGGAGCACUAUAGCGUUUAAUUUAAAGAUUAUUAUUGACUAGAAAUGCUUUAAAGGGGACCUAUUAUGCUUUUCCUUAUUUUCAGUCAUAAAUAGAAAAUGUUACAAUGUUGGAUCCAUGUUAAAUGGGGCCAAAGGGUCAAAUAAUGAGGUAGACUUAUGUAGAAGUAAAAACUGCUCCGCUCGGUUUCCAAUGUUUUUUUUUCUACUUUUAAGCCCGAGCUGAUGUCAUCUGGUGACAGAUUUCUUCACAUGCUCAUCCGCUCCUCUCUGCUGACAUUAUGACAUUUUCCCUUUGUUUUCGGGAGUAGUCACAUUAAGCCAUGACACAGCACAGCAAAGAAAAAUAAGUUUACUUGCUAGAAGUGUGCUGGUUGUCUGCAGCUCUUCAUCAAACAUCAUCAUCACUGUGUCUGCUUGCACUAUUCCUCUCUACAUUAUUUCUAACUGAUUCGCUCAACAAAUAGCUACAAUUUUCUCCUUAUGUUGUUGUUUAUACCUGUUUUUACCGCUGCUAACGAAGCUCAGCUAAUUUAGGGAGGAACACAUUUCACUUUCUAUAAAAACAACAAUAAUAUCCUUCUGUUAUUUAGUAGUUUAAUAUGAAGCAGUAAAGCAGGAAAUGUUGAGUUUGCAUCAGUGGUAACUUAAUACGACUCUGAUAUGGCAAGCUUCCUGAAACAGAACAGAGGAGCUGAAACUGCCUGUUAAGAAGCUUAAUUGAGGGGCUGCAUAAAGGGCCAGUAUAAGAUAAAUAAGGAGUUUUUAUUAAACUGUGAAUCUUGCAAAGCUACUCUAGUGGAGUCCCAGAAUAAAAAUAUAAAGCUGGAAAUGAGCAUAAUAGGUCCCCUUUGAGAAUUUUCCCCUUUUUGUGUAACAUAAUUGGUUUAAAAAAAAAAUCUAAUGGAGAAAAAACCUAUUUAAUAAGCCAAGAAAUAAUAUAUUUGGAAUAUUUAUUGUUAUCCUUAUUUAUGAGGAGUUAUUAUUAUCUAUUUGGAUGUAGAGAAAAGAAUCAAACAAAUCUAUCUUAAUAUAAUACAUGAACUCCUUUUCCACUGAAACAAACCUUAAAAGUUAUUUCACAACCAGAAACAAACCAGGAUCUGCAUUAGUUUAGAUUUUAUACUUUAGUUUAUGUUUGUAGGGGAUAAAAAUAACACCUUUAUAAAAUAAUCCAAACCCAGUUUUUAUCUCUUCUCAUUGUUACAAUCACAUGAAAACAAUCAUGUAAGCUAUUCUGUGUCCAUCUAUGCAAAUGUGUUGCAGAUAUUUUUGAUAAGUAAGAAAAUAAAUUUCUAUUGAUUUUUA
Messenger RNA from Scomber scombrus (Atlantic mackerel), 4721 nucleotides. It is a transcript of the gene sfmbt2, whose product is annotated as Scm like with four mbt domains 2. Gene Ontology annotation, biological process: regulation of DNA-templated transcription. Bases 263 to 2962 code for a protein of 899 amino acids. Gene Ontology annotation, cellular component: nucleus. Lineage: Eukaryota; Metazoa; Chordata; Actinopteri; Scombriformes; Scombridae. The transcript is spliced from 21 exons. The record is from RefSeq and is a predicted model, not a curated record. Gene Ontology annotation, molecular function: histone binding; transcription corepressor activity.